This is a messenger RNA of Drosophila eugracilis, 1214 nucleotides long. RefSeq lists its product as uncharacterized. NCBI's taxonomy places the organism in Eukaryota, Metazoa, Arthropoda, Insecta, Diptera, Drosophilidae. The record is from RefSeq and is a predicted model, not a curated record. The transcript has a single exon. The coding region runs from base 198 to 992 and encodes 264 amino acids.
UGUCUGGACUUCAGUCUUUUCAGCAGCUCCAAAGACCUCACAUCUAGAACGAAAAAAAUGCGGUGCGGUCAGUAGUAAAAUUUUAGUGCAUUUCGACGACCAAAUUUUCUUCCUGGCGUUUUUACAAAUUUUCCUUUAAAAUUUUAUCGUUGUAAUUUCCAUAUAUAAAAAAGACUCGCCAAGCAAUCGAAAUUAAAAUGCUUAUGAAAAGCAAAACGCUUAUCUCGCAUGUUCUGCAAAAACAAGUUUCGAGCCUGCUGCUACAAGCGUCAUGUCGCCAUUUAAGUUCUGAAGGCAAUCUGUACUCGCAGGAUGGCUACGACAGUGGGUACCUGGCACCUUUGGGUAUACCGCGCAAAGACCUUAAGAAAAAUGUGCCUAUGGACAAGUCAAAGGUCUACGAUGCCUGCUGGCAGUCAAUGCGCCGCACAGAGUACAAAUGUCGCUCGGAUCCAGAGUUCAAUGUGCAUGCCUUUAUUGAUUACCGGAAAAAAUGUUUGGCCGAUCCCUGUGCCACCGAAGUGGAUGCCAUGGAUCUGACCCACUACAAGCCCUCGGAUAUGCACAAAAGGAAGUAUCCAAGGACAUGGUAUGAAUGUGUGGUCAAGCGGCGUAAAAGAAAGGCUCAUUGCGUCCCGAUAGCGCCACCAAUGCCAAGACGCAAGCGCAAAGUGGUCAAUUUGAAACCGAAAUGCCCUGAGAAUUUGUGCGUUUUGGGGAAACUCGAUCUAAAGUUAACCGAACCCUGUAAACUGAUGAAACCAACCAAAUGUCCCCGAUUCAAAAUGCCUAACUGCAGCGUGGCCGCCCGCAAUCCCCCCAAGUGCCGUAAACCAUUCAGACGAUGUGGCAGCAGGCGCAAAACCAAGUAUCCAAGCUUUUCAGAGUGCAAGCGAGAUCCCUUCUCGGAUGCCCGACCUAUAGAGUGCAACUGUCUGCUCAAGCCGGCCAUCUGCGAUAUGUGGCGUCACUAUCGCCGUCGAAAUGGCUAAUAGGCUUGCGAUUUUUCCGAUUCAAAGAUCCCCUGCUUUUACUACAUUUUGACCAACUAAAUUUUAUGUAAGAAGAGCUGACCGGAGACCUCGUUCGUUCGAUGUAGACAAUUCUUUACCAACGAUUAUCUCAUACUCUCUUCUAGCAAUUUUUAUAAAUUGUAAUAUACUUAGUAAUGGAAAGCAGAUGAAAUACCAAAAUUAAAUGAUUCCUGAAAACUA